Molecule: messenger RNA, 1670 nt
Organism: Chrysochloris asiatica (Cape golden mole)
Lineage: Eukaryota; Metazoa; Chordata; Mammalia; Afrosoricida; Chrysochloridae
Gene: GPI
Product: glucose-6-phosphate isomerase
Exons: 17
Coding region: 3-1670 (555 amino acids)
Biological process (GO): glucose 6-phosphate metabolic process; glycolytic process; gluconeogenesis
Cellular component (GO): cytosol
Molecular function (GO): carbohydrate derivative binding; monosaccharide binding; glucose-6-phosphate isomerase activity
Source: RefSeq, a predicted model, not a curated record
CUAUGGCUGCCCUCGCCCGGAAUCCGCAGUUCCAGAAGCUGCAGCAAUGGCACCGCGAGCAUGGUUCCGAGCUCAACCUGCGCCGUCUUUUCGACUCUGACAAGGAACGCUUCAAUCGUUUCAGCUUGACCCUUAACACCAACCAUGGGCAGAUUCUACUGGAUUACUCCAAGAACCUUGUGACAGAAGAAGUGAUGCACAUGCUGGUGGACCUGGCCAAGUCCAGGGGUGUGGAGGCUGCCCGGGAUCGCAUGUUCAAUGGUGAGAAGAUCAACUUCACUGAGGACAGAGCAGUACUGCACGUGGCCCUGCGGAACCGGUCCAACACACCCAUUCUGGUGGACGGCAAGGAUGUGAUGAUAGAGGUCAACAGGGUACUGAACAAGAUGAAGUCUUUCUGCGAGCGUGUCCGCAGUGGUGACUGGAAGGGCUACACAGGCAAGCCCAUUACAGAUGUCAUCAACAUCGGUAUCGGUGGCUCUGACCUGGGACCCCUCAUGGUGACUGAAGCCCUUAAGUCGUACUCUUCACAUGGUCCUCGCGUCUGGUUUGUUUCCAACAUUGAUGGGACCCACAUUACCAAAACCCUUGCCUCCCUGAACCCAGAGUCCUCCCUGUUCAUCAUUGCUUCAAAGACCUUUACCACUCAGGAGACCAUCACAAAUGCAGAGACAGCAAAGGAAUGGUUCCUCAUGUCGGCAAAGGAUCCUUCUGCGGUUGCGAAGCACUUUGUCGCCCUGUCUACCAACACGACCAAAGUGAAGGAGUUUGGAAUUGACCCUCAAAACAUGUUUGAGUUCUGGGAUUGGGUUGGAGGAAGGUACUCACUGUGGUCAGCCAUCGGACUUUCCAUUGCCCUGCACGUGGGUUUUGAAAACUUUGAGCAGCUGCUUGCGGGGGCUCACUGGAUGGACCAGCACUUCCGUACCACGCCCCUGGAGAAGAACGCCCCAGUCCUGCUGGCUCUUCUGGGUGUCUGGUACAUCAACUGCUUUGGCUGUGAAACACAGGCCAUGCUGCCCUAUGACCAGUACCUGCACCGUUUUGCUGCCUACUUCCAACAGGGUGACAUGGAGUCCAAUGGGAAGUAUAUCACCAAGGCCGGCACCCGUGUGGAAUACCAGACAGGCCCCAUCUUGUGGGGAGAGCCAGGGACCAAUGGCCAGCAUGCCUUCUACCAGCUUAUCCAUCAAGGUACCAAGAUAAUACCUUGUGACUUCCUCAUCCCAGUCCAGACUCAGCACCCUAUACGGAAGGGACUGCAUCACAAGAUCCUUCUGGCCAACUUCUUAGCCCAGACUGAAGCCCUGAUGAAGGGGAAAACAACAGAAGAGGCCCGGAAGGAGCUCCAGGCCACGGGGAAGAGUCCAGAGGACUUAGAGAAGCUAUUGCCGCACAAGGUCUUUGAAGGAAAUCGCCCAACCAAUUCCAUUGUGUUCACCAAGCUCACACCGUUCAUCCUUGGAUCGCUGAUCGCCAUGUAUGAGCACAAGAUCUUUGUUCAGGGCGUCAUCUGGGACAUCAACAGCUUUGACCAGUGGGGAGUGGAGCUGGGUAAGCAGCUGGCUAAGAAGAUAGAACCUGAGCUGGAAGGCAACACCCCGGUGACCUCUCAUGACUCUUCCACCAAUGGGCUCAUCAACUUCAUCAAGCAACAACAGCAAGUGUGA